Messenger RNA from Eimeria acervulina, 231 nucleotides. RefSeq lists its product as hypothetical. The record is from RefSeq and is a predicted model, not a curated record. Lineage: Eukaryota; Apicomplexa; Conoidasida; Eucoccidiorida; Eimeriidae. The coding region runs from base 1 to 231 and encodes 76 amino acids. The transcript is spliced from 4 exons.
AUGUGGGGCUCCUUCUUUUUGUCUCAAAUAUUAUGCGGCCUGACGUACAGACAGCGCGUGCCCUACGGAGUGAAGCAGACGGAGAUGUACAUAAAGGCUAAAAGACAGGCGCGAGCGGCAGCUCGGAAUGCGCGAAAAAUGAAAGAGUCGAAGGGGGUGCUAAUGGAGGGCCGCAAGUGUCUGUUGAUGUCGCUGCAGCAGAACAGCGGGAUAUCAUGGUGGGCUCUGUAA